Molecule: messenger RNA, 4387 nt
Organism: Sander lucioperca (pikeperch)
Lineage: Eukaryota; Metazoa; Chordata; Actinopteri; Perciformes; Percidae
Product: actin filament-associated protein 1-like 2
Exons: 16
Coding region: 141-1946 (601 amino acids)
Biological process (GO): positive regulation of DNA-templated transcription; positive regulation of epidermal growth factor receptor signaling pathway; inflammatory response
Cellular component (GO): cytosol
Molecular function (GO): SH2 domain binding; SH3 domain binding
Source: RefSeq, a predicted model, not a curated record
CUUCAGUGCUUCUUCACAGAGCAGAAAGAAAGAGUUCACUGAGAAGGAAAUCUGUUCUCUGUUUCUGUUGCUUGAUGUUUUGGACUCUGGAGCAGAGAAAUGAGACUUAAGAUCAGCAGCAACUGAGACGACAGACAGACAUGGACAAACAGAAAGUGCUGGCCAAGCUGAUCUGGGAUCUGCAGUCCUUCCUGUCUGUUCUGGACUCUGAACAGAACCUGAGUUACAUCGCUCAGUCUCAGAAGAAAUCCAUCUCAGAGCUGCUGUCCAAACUGCAAACAAACGACACUCCUGUAGAAGAUGCUGAGUACAUGAUCAUGAGCUGUCCAUCAUCGUCUCCUAGCAAUGAGCUGGCAAACACACCUGGGACAGAUUUGUUUGCUUGUCCAGAAGGUGUCCAGUCUGAGCUGGUCUUAAAUCAGGACUCACCUGUGUGGCAGACAAAAGGGGGCCCUGAGGUGCCACCCCUACCUCCAGGAGGUCUCGGAGGUGAUGAGGAUGAUGAAGAUACCUAUGAGGAGGCGGAACCUUACCUACCUGACACAACCAUGUCUAACACUGAGAAGGCGGAGUCAGACAGCAGUCACUACGAGUCAUACGGGGAGGAAGAUGAUGAUGAUGAUGAUGAUGAUGAGAAGCCUGUGAAGGACAGAGCUCACUACAUCCAAUGGAGCGCCUCCCAGCCCUGCCUAAGACCCAUCCCCGAGUCCCGCCUCUGUGGUUACCUGUGGAAGAGGAAGUGGCUCGGACAGUGGACCAAACAGCUGUUCAUCAUCAGGAGCGACGUGAUGCUGUGUUAUAAGUGUGCUCAGGACCUGCUGCCUCAGCUGGAGUUGAACCUGCGCGGCUGUCAGCUCGUCUACAAGUCAAAGAGCAAUAGGAAGAUCCAGCACCAGCUCAAACUGGUGUUACUGGGCUCAGAGACACUGGUGCUGGGCUACAGCAGCUUCCAGCAGGCCGACGAAUGGAGGAGGGUGAUAGAGGAGGUGAGUGCUGGGGGUGAAGUGGAGACUCAGAGCUCGUUGUCUCUGAUCAGAUCAGACCGGCUGCUGUCCUGCAGGUCCAGUACAGUCCAGACUGACUCUGAGGAAGAGAAACCUUCAGCUGGCUGCAGCCUCAACAAAGACAAAGGUUUCCUGAGCGUGCUGAUGAACUGUCAGUGGCAGAGUUUACUGUGUCAGGUGGAGGCAGGUCUACUCAAAAUGUUUGGAGAGGAGGAGAAGGAGGAGGAGGUAGAGAGGUCGCCUCAGUACACCGUCCAGCUCAGAGGGUGUGAGGUCAGAGGCGGGCCUGACACCGACCACUCCUACAGGAUCACACUGAGCAUGCUCGGUGACCAGGUGGCUGUGCUGGAGGUGAGUAGUUCAGGUGAAAAGGAGCGAUGGCUAAAGCUGCUGCAGGACAACACACAGAUCAACACAGGUGGAGCUCUCAGUGGGCUGCAGACUCGAAGGUUUCCCACCGCCAACACCUACAUGGACGACCCCUUCCACCUUAGUGGAGCAGGCCAAGACCAGCCCAUCUACUCCAACACCUCCAUACUGGAGCUCAUGCUCCACAGCUCUCAGGAUUCAGUUCACUGCAGCUCGGUGUCGUCCAGAGACUCAGUGGCCUACAGCAACACCGUCUUCACCGGCCACAACAGGAAGUCGGUGGAAGUGGAACGAGGUGUUCAGAAGCUGGAGUUAACGGGGAAGAGCACGGUGCAGCUGAGGGCGGGGUCAGAGAUCAACCUGGCGUCUGUCGGAAAGCAAAACAAACGCACCUCUUUUAGACAGUCGCUGGCCAUCUGCAGUGAGCGUGCUCAGGCGGGUUUCCUGAACCCUCUGCUGCGACGGACGGCCUCAGCUAAAAAUUCUCUCAGACGAGCUCCUUCAGCGCUGUUCAUUGAACAUGGGAAGGUUUUCCAGAGGAGGAAGGAAUGGGAAACCAAAGCUGCUGCUUGAUACCAACCGUCUGUCAUCAUCAUCAUCAUCAUCAUCAUCAUCAUCUACAAACAGUCCUCUCAAUUGAAGAACUUUCUGGCAUGCUUUACAAUGAAUGAAGUUACUCAUUACGGUCAGAGGUGGAGAAAGUAUAUAUUACUUCCAUAAAAGUAGUAAUACCACAGUAUAAAAAUACUCUGUUACAAAUAAAAGUCCUAAUCUUACUUAAGUAAAAGAACAAAAGUAUUAGCAUCAAAAUAUACUUAAAGUACCAAAAGUAAAAGUACUCAUUAUGCAGAAUAAUAUAUAUUAUUGGAUUACUACUAUUGAUGCAUUAAUGUGUUCAUCACUUUAGUUUCGCACCUGGUAGUUAAUACAUCAUCAUUCAUUAGUUGAUUAUAUUUUGUUUUGACUGAAUCUGUAGAGUAACUAAAGUUAUCAGAUAUAUGUAGGGGAGUAAAAAGUACAACAUCUCAGUCUGAGAUGUAGUGAGUAAAAGUAUAAAGUAGCAGAAAAUGGAAACACUAAGUAAAGAACAAGUAUCUCAAAAUUGUACUCACACCACUGAUUAAAGUCCACAUCAAAUGUUUAGGUAUUAUGUUGGAUUAGUGCUGAGAAAUUACCUAAUUUCACCGAACAAGUCACCAAAAUCAAGAGAACCUUGUGUGACUUUAAAAUGACUUCUGCAAGCAGCCCAAAAGUUAUGAUUGUUCAGACUGCAGCGACUGUACAUGUCAAAAAAACAUGUCUGUAUGUGCAACACCUGAUUUAGUCUAAACAGAACAAAGUGCACGGCUGGUUUUAGACCUUUACAAAGUGAUGUUAGUAGUUUUCAUUUAUUUUAUUGUUCAUUUUUGCAGGCCAGUGCACAAUUGAAGGUAAUUGCACAAGAGUUAGCUUGCAGCUAAUUUACAUCUGUUGCCCCUGGGCAUCUACACAAAUAAUAACAGCACAAUACAUAAAAGUCAAUCAGUGCGAGAUAAUGCAUCAAAUCAGUGUGAUAAAUACUGGUUUUGGGGCUGGUUUUAAACACUGCAAAGCAUCCUGAGUCUGUUUGUGAGUAUGGAAUUUCAUACUCAAUUUCACUUCCCCACUACUUUAACUGAGAAAGCAGACUGACCAAAGGCCAAAGGCCCUUUUGAACUGCGGUACCCAGUCACCCUGAGCAGAGUCUCUAGUCCUACUGGCACUGCUGCUGCCGGGAUAGGCAAGGCAUCCUUUAACAGAAGGGUGUGCAAGAUUAUGAAUAACUUUAUACAUCAGGAAUGCAUCAGAGUAAAAUAAGAAGUCAAAAUUGGGGAACCCUAUUUUUUCAGAUUAUUAUAUUGAUGAUGAUCCUUUGGCUUUUAGGAUUUGUUGAGAGAGUGAGUACACAGGCUUGAGUCUCACACCUGCCUUUGUUUCAUAAGUACACACAUAAAAGCCCUCACACUGCACAUUUCAUCUUAACACUAAUCAGGGUUUAUUUUAGUCCACUUAGAGACUUUGAUAUAUAUAUAUCAAAGUCUCUAAAAUAAUAAAUAAUAAACAAUUUUUUUUUUUUAGAUAUUAUAAGAUCCAUCGCAAUAAUAUAGGUGCUUAUGAAUCUAGUGUACUUCCUGUUGUUCUUGGAGCUCUGAAUCAGCUGUAGCAAAUGAGCUAUAGGCACUUCUUUCUUUAAAGCCACUCAGAGAGCUGGAGUCUGUACAGUGUGAAAGCAGAUAUGUUGCGGACUUUACGGUGUGUUUAAUCCUGUGUGGUGAAGUCUGUAAAUUGUAAUAGAAAUCCUCUUCUCUGUGUUCAGUUUGAUGACUUAUUGUUGUGAAUUUCAGGUCGCACAUUUGUUUAAGUUAGUUCUAUUUAGUUUAAUACCACAUGUUCUCUUUGAUGUAAUUGUCUUUUAACUGAAACUGUUUUAUAUCUCUUCUUACUUGAUCUGCACAAUGUUAUUAUACACAUGAUGAUUUAGCCUAUGUUUAUUUCCAUGACUUAUAUUUUCUUGGAUUUUAUAAUAAUCUCAGGAGAGCGUUUCUUUAUUGAUGUUGGACUAAACUCUGAUCUGUAAAAUGAUACUGUAAUAUAAAAAACUGCAUUUUAGUUUUUUUAGUAUUUGUAAAGGUUUGAAAUUACAGCAGGGAUACAAAAAGUGGUGAAAGAAGUGCUCUGAUGUUUUACUUCAGUAAAGGUAGUAAUACCACAGUGUAGAAAUGUAGUAGUAAAAGACCUGCAUUCAGCAUUUUACUUGAGUAAAAGUACAAAAGUAUAAGCAUCAAAAUAUACUUAGUAUAUAAAAAGCAAAAGUACUCAUUAUGCAGAAUGACCCAUUUCAGAAUUAUAUUCAAUGAAAAAUGAUUGAUGCAUUAAUGUGUUCAUCACUUUAAUGUUGCCGCUGAUGAAGGUGGAGCUCAUUUUAAUUCCAUAUGCUGCUGGGUAGUUUCUGAAUAUCCCCCCGCGGAUAAAUAAAGAUUUAUAUUAACCUAAAA